Molecule: messenger RNA, 5953 nt
Organism: Epinephelus fuscoguttatus (brown-marbled grouper)
Lineage: Eukaryota; Metazoa; Chordata; Actinopteri; Perciformes; Serranidae
Gene: man1a2
Product: mannosidase, alpha, class 1A, member 2
Exons: 14
Coding region: 471-2417 (648 amino acids)
Biological process (GO): N-glycan processing; carbohydrate metabolic process
Cellular component (GO): extracellular exosome; endoplasmic reticulum; Golgi membrane
Molecular function (GO): calcium ion binding; mannosyl-oligosaccharide 1,2-alpha-mannosidase activity
Source: RefSeq, a predicted model, not a curated record
UCUCGGAGCAACAGCAGGCUGCCAGUCCGUCGCUGCAGUCCGACAGAGCGGCCAGUCAUCAACAUCCUCUCAGCGUCCGCGGAGCUCCCAACGCUAUGUUGGCUCUGAGCUGACGGUUAACGGCUCAACCGGAGCAGGCUACGACGGUGUGGACAUACGUGGACAUGAGGACACCCGCCACAGCGACUUCUUCUUCCAAAACCGGGACCGGGAAUCCUGACUGGCAUCGAUUUUCACCGAGCAAAUGAGAAAAGAAUCGUCAUGACCGUUUUCCUGCUGACCAGUUACUCCUUCACUGAGGGACCUCGGCCCAUUUUGGUUUCUGGACUUAUCACUGCAGGGAUGAGAUAAUAAAGUCAACCAGCUUGUGCAUGCUGCUACAACAACACCUGUGGCACCUGUAAACCCACCCCACACCCUGCCCUCCCCCUAACCCCUCCCCGAGCUACGUUCAAGUCAACAGUCAAAACAUGACGACGCCGGCUCUGCUGCCGCUGUCGGGCCGCAGGAUACCCACUCUGUCGCCGGGCGCCUCCUCUUUCCCGCACCACAGGGCUACGUUGAGGCUCUCUGAGAAGUUCAUCCUCCUCCUUAUUCUCAGUGCCUUCAUCACUUUAUGCUUCGGGGCCUUCUUCUUCCUCCCGGACAAUUCCAAGCACAAGCGCUUUGACCUGGGCUUGGAGGAUGUGCUCAUCCCUCAUAUUGACUCACCCAAAGAGGGGAAGCACGCCUCUGGACAGGUGGUCAUACAUGGACAGGGAGGACAUGAUGAGCACAGACACAGGGAGGAGGAGGAGAGCCUGCGGGACAAGAUUCGGGCAGAUCAUGAGCGAGCGCUGCAGGAGGCCAAGGAGAAGCUGAGGAAGUCACGUGAGGAGCUGCAGGCUGAGAUUCAGACAGAGAAGAACAGAGUCGUGGAGGACCUGAAAAAGAAGGACCCGGGGCCUAAACCUUUGCCACCCGUCCCCAUGCCCAAAGUGGUGGGCGUCAGUGAUGGUGAGCCGCCGGAGCCUGAUGCCAAAGAGAAACGUGACAAGAUCAGAGAGAUGAUGAAGCAUGCAUGGGACAGCUACAGGCAGUACGGCUGGGGUCACAACGAGCUGAAGCCCCUCGCCAAGAAAGGACAUUCCACAAAUAUCUUUGGCAAUUCCCAACUAGGGGCAACCAUUGUGGAUGCCUUAGACACCCUCUACAUCAUGGGCCUGCACGAGGAGUUUAAGGACGGCCAGGAGUGGAUCGAACAGAAUCUGGAUUUUGGCGUGAAUGCCGAGGUGUCUGUGUUCGAGGUCAACAUUCGUUUCAUAGGAGGACUCCUGGCCGCCUACUACCUCUCUGGACAGGAAGUAUUUAAGAUGAAGGCGGUCCAGCUAGCAGAGAAGCUGCUUCCUGCCUUUAACACCCCCACAGGAAUCCCCUGGGCCAUGGUCAACCUUAAGAGCGGUGUUGGUCGUAACUGGGGUUGGGCGUCAGCAGGCAGCAGCAUCCUGGCUGAGUUUGGGACUCUUCACAUGGAGUUUGUCCACCUUACCUACCUGACAGGAAACCCUGCCUACUACCAGAAGGUGAUGCACAUCCGGAAGCUGCUUGCCAAAAUGGACAGACCCAACGGGCUCUACCCAAACUACCUGAACCCUCGCACGGGUCGCUGGGGCCAACAUCACACCUCAGUUGGAGGACUUGGGGACAGUUUUUACGAGUACCUGCUGAAGGCGUGGCUCAUGUCAGACAAGACCGACACAGAGGCCCGCAAGACUUAUGAUGACGCCAUUGAGGCCAUCGAGCGCCACCUGAUACGCAAAUCCAACGGCGGUCUGACGUUCAUUGGUGAGUGGAAGAACGGCCACCUGGAGAGGAAGAUGGGCCACCUGGCCUGCUUCGCCGGCGGCAUGUUUGCGUUGGGAGCUGACGGCUCGCCCGACGACAAGGCCGGACACUACCUGCAGCUGGGAGCCGAGAUCGCACACACCUGCCACGAGUCCUAUGACAGGACAGUGUUGAAGCUCGGCCCGGAAGCCUUUAAGUUCGACAGCGGCCUGGAGGCGGUGGCCGUACGGCAGAACGAGAAGUACUACAUCCUGCGGCCGGAGGUCAUCGAGACCUACUGGUACAUGUGGCGGUUCACCCACGAUCCCAAAUACCGGCAGUGGGGCUGGGAGGCAGCACAGGCCAUCGAUAAGUACUGCAGGGUGAGUGGAGGUUUCUCCGGGGUGAAGGACGUCUACUCCUCCAACCCGACCUACGACGACGUGCAGCAGAGCUUCUUCCUGGCCGAGACGCUCAAGUAUCUGUACCUGUUGUUCUCCAGCGACGACCUGAUGCCGUUUGAGAGUUGGGUCUUCAACACGGAGGCUCACCCACUUCCUGUCCUCCACCUGGGCAACAUCACCCUGCCAGGCAGCGAGCCGGCUCAGCGGUAGACGGACAGGGCCAUCUCCCUCCGCCGCAGCACCAGGGGGCUCCACCUGUACGCCCGCCUGCCUGCCCAAAAAAACCCACCCGCCAACACUGGACAAACUUUCAUUCAGCUCUACAGACUCUCCGCUGCUUUUGGACUGCAGACAUCAAUGAGAGGAGACGGAGGGAGAGCCUCCCGCGCAGACCGCUGCAGCGUGUUGAGGACUUUGAGUCUCCCUCUCUUCUUCUAUGUUUUACUCUUUGACUCUCUCUGUCGAUCUCUCUGUCUUCUCUGCUUAAAUCAGAGAGACAGUGGGUGUGCUGCUCAGCCUCACGACUGGCUUGAAAUGACUCUGAAGGACCGAGCUCCAAAAAAACGGAGGCUUGAUUUAGUUUUUUUAUUGUUAUUAUUUUUAGUGUUUAUUUGAGAUUUGACCAAACUUUACUCCCAUACAGACUCAAGCUGAGGCACUGAGAGUGCGUGACGGGGUUUCUGUGAAGGAUCACACAGUCAGUUUGACACUCGACUGAUGGAGGUGUCAUUUUUUUUCCCAGGCAGACAGACUUGAGGACUUCACUGGGUCUGUUGGUAAGACAUUUUUUUUAUUUUGUUUUGUUUGGACAAAUCGUUAGUGGGGACACAGGGUUGAAUCAGAGCCCUUCGCUUCACCCUAACCCAACCCCUCCCCACACCACUUCCUGUUUAACCGUCAUCAGAUGAACUUUGACCUGGAACUGUUUGCAGCUCGUCACAUCAUCAGUGCGAGGGCGGGUUGUGGCAACAGUCCCCACCUCCUCUUCCUCCUCCUCCUCCUCCUCCUCCUCCUCCCCCCCCCUCCCUCUCCACCUCUUAUCCUCCUUUUUCAGAAAAGUGGACCAUUGUAAGCGGAACAGUACCUACACGGGGACAGCAGCAGGCCUCCCCAUCCUCACCACCCUCCAACCUCGACAUCUUUCCAGUUUCUCUCCCAGUUAGAGACGAGCCACAGCCCAACACAUUCUGCUGCUACUCAUUUGGAUGCUGCUUUUUUCUCUCCUCCACGUUUUAUCGCUUAGUUUCUCUCCAGCUUCUUUUAUCUCUUCCCUUUUCUUUUCAUAGAUCAUUUUCAGGUCAUACAUUGUGAGAUGAGGCUAGGACCCGACAGUGCUUGUGUGUGAGUGUGUGUAUGAGUGUGUGGUGGUCAAUGAAACCUGCUGUAUAUCAUGUAUUUGUGCACUUUGUAUGGGAACGCUAUGAGGAAGAGGGAAACAGGAGUGUAGCACUGAAUGAGCUGAAUAAAUGAAGUCUCCCUGCUGAGCUCUCAUGACACAAUUGCUCUGUUCGACCAGUAUCACCAGUUUGGACCACCUCAACUGUAAGUUGUAUAAACUUUUUGUGGUGUUGAAAUUCUCCCAUCAUUUUUUUUCACCGCUAUUUCAACAGUCCCUGUUUUUUUUGUUGCUUUUAUCGUACAUUUUUAAUGCCUUCUCCUCUCUGCUACAGUUUAAAGGCGAACUCGUAUUUUCGUCCUGGACCCUAUUUUUCCUAGUUUUACGUGUCUAAUAUUUUUCCACCAAAUUAAAAAUGGAAGUACUCAGUAGUAGCAAGAUGGCAGAUUCUUGUUCUGGUAAUACAGAUAUUAGUUUAUAAUGAAAAGAGUAGCACCCAGUGCCCGACUUCCCGUUUUCCAGGUGGUUAAAGAUGCAGCAUGUGUUUGGCCCCUAAUUUCCAGGGCUGGUACCUGCAGUUAUUCCACAGGCUAGUUAAUAACAUGUCGGGCAGGAAAUCCAAAGUGUGGGAUCAUUUUGAGAAGGUGAAGGACGAACCCAAGGUGAUAUGUAAACUCAUCUUCAUUGGUCGACUACAAACAUGACGUAUCAUCUGAAACAUGGAAGUAGCUACAUGCCCAUUAGCCCACAGCGUCAUUAACAGGCGGCUCGCUCAGUGUGUGACGUGCACUUGGAGAUAAAAUAUAGGCCUAUAUUAAUGAAGGUUCAUUAGUACGGUUUUGUAUUUCUCUGUAAUGUAGCACAGUGUUAACAAUGUUACUGAUACUAUUCUUUCUCACACCUUCAACUCAAACCACCAAAAUAUAUCAUGUAAUAAUUAAAUUAAUAUCAUAAACAUGCAGGCAACUAGUCGACUAAUGGUCCUAAAAAAGGAAAAUUCUUAGUCGAGGGCAGCCCUACAAGUAAUAAUUACAAGGAGAAGACUAUUUUAUUUUUUGCUUCCAGCUGGUAACCAACUUUUUAGCUUCCCAACACCUUUUUUUUUUGGUCGAAAUUCUCCAAACAGCUUAAAAUUUGGUGCAGGAACCAGAAGGGAACCCGUGCUGCAGCCAGUAACCGUGCACCACGGAAAGGUUCAGAUUGUUAUCAGUCUCUGACAAUAUUAUGGACCCUACAGAGAAAUUAUCAAAUUGUCUGUACCUUUUGCUUGUUCCUGUAUGCUUUGUGUCCAAGUCUUGUUCUGAGAUCUCACGAGAGGUGACUUGUUGCAUGAAGAAGACGUUGGAAACAUUAGUGAGAGUUAAACCUUUUUCUAAUUAGAAUCUGGACAUCGUUUCUCUUGCACACAUGUAACACACAACAAGAGAUUGUCUGUGUCAGAAGCGUUCACACCUACAAGAAAUAGUCUUUAUGGUUUCAGUGAGGGGUGGCGCAUGGGUAACAGCACGACAUGCUGUGGAUCUCACCUUGGUCACGUAGCCACUUCAUAAUUUGGUCAUAAACAUCAGAGUCUCCUGACGUUACUUGAAUUUGUUUGAUGAUUUCAGCCUCACUGAGAGAAGUCCCUGAGUCUCGUCAUCACUCCAGUUAAAUAUUUUCAUCGCUGUCUUUGUGUAAACGACCCUUCGGAUUCACUCUCAGAUGUUUGUUUACUUCCGGUUUUGCACAAUCCCCAUGAUAGUCAUCAUGUCAUCAUCAUGCCCAUUCGCUGACUGUGAAUUCUCUGGGCAGUGACCUGCUCUAUUCACACGUGGGAUCAAUCAGACUUUACACAGACUGUGUACUUUGUAGAGAACAGGCAGGAUAAAGUCUAUUUAAUGUCUGAAUCAGCUGAUUCUGAAAACAAGACUUAAGCAAAACUUGGGCACACAACAAACCAUAACAAGCAAAACGUACAAAAAAAUGUUUCAUGUCUUCGUCGGGACCUUUCUGUAAUGUUGUAAGACACUCGUAAAAACAAUCUGAGCCUAUCAGUAGCAAAAACACUUUUAAUGGACGUAAAUUGACGGAUGCACCUACUCCGAGUGGUUACAUUGCAGCCGGCUCAAUACUGGACCAGUUAUAAAAAUUAUUGUCUCCAUUAGUCACUUAGACACUAAAGAGACGAAAAAAUAUAGUCCACACACUAGACUAUGCUCCCAUUAGUAAAUAAUUGAAUUCUAAUUACAUUUUUUCUCCUCUCGUAUGAGCUCUUGUCCAGCAUCUAGUUUGUUUAUUGUCUGGAUGUGCGUGCUUUUCUAAAUCUUUCACUUAAACAUUAAAACAUGUGAAAAUAGGGUCCAAGUUGAAUAAAAACAGUUCUCCUUUAAGUUCUUCGUCUCCCUGUCCACAAUAAAAAGUCUAAAACUGU